This is a messenger RNA of Saimiri boliviensis boliviensis (Bolivian squirrel monkey), 3958 nucleotides long. RefSeq names its product actinin alpha 1 (gene ACTN1). Gene Ontology annotation, molecular function: calcium ion binding; protein binding. The record is from RefSeq and is a predicted model, not a curated record. NCBI's taxonomy places the organism in Eukaryota, Metazoa, Chordata, Mammalia, Primates, Cebidae.
GGAGUGGGCGGGGGUGUGCGCGCUGGGAGGGGGGCCGCCCAGUCCACCUAUAUGCGCCGCAGCCCGGCUGACGGAUGCCAGGAAUUCCCAAUGAGAAGCGAUGGGGGGAAGUUUGGGCAACUCGGCCUGGCCAAUGGAGAGCCUCGGGAGGGCUCUGCCCCUUCCCCCCGCCCCCGCCCGCCUCGGUUCCCGCAGCGCGAGUGUGUCCGCCUUGCUUAGUGUGCGUGGAGAUUAGGUCCGAGCGCCCGCCCAGAGAUAGGCAGUCCUCGGAGCCCACCCGCCGCUGUCGCCGCCACUAGCAGCUUUCGCCAGCAGCGCCGCGGCGGAACCGGGCGCAGGGGAGCGAGCCCGGCCCUGCCAGCCCAGCCCAGCCCAGCCCAGCCCAGCCCAGCCCAGCCCUGCUCCCUUCCCACGCCAGGGCAGCCGCCGUAGCUCGGAGAGAAGGUGGAGGAAGAAAUCCAGCCCCUCGCACGCGCGCACCAUCAUGGACCAUUAUGAUUCUCAGCAAACCAACGACUACAUGCAGCCCGAAGAGGACUGGGACCGGGACCUGCUCCUGGACCCGGCCUGGGAGAAGCAGCAGAGAAAGACAUUCACGGCAUGGUGCAACUCCCACCUCCGGAAGGCAGGGACACAGAUCGAGAACAUCGAAGAGGAUUUCCGGGAUGGCCUGAAGCUCAUGCUGCUGCUGGAGGUCAUCUCAGGCGAACGCUUGGCCAAGCCAGAGCGAGGCAAGAUGAGGGUGCACAAGAUCUCCAACGUCAACAAGGCCCUGGAUUUCAUAGCAAGCAAAGGCGUCAAACUGGUGUCCAUUGGAGCUGAAGAAAUCGUAGAUGGGAAUGUGAAGAUGACCCUGGGCAUGAUCUGGACCAUCAUCCUGCGCUUUGCCAUCCAGGACAUCUCUGUGGAAGAGACUUCAGCCAAGGAAGGGCUGCUCUUGUGGUGUCAGAGAAAGACAGCUCCUUACAAAAAUGUCAACAUCCAGAACUUCCACAUAAGCUGGAAGGACGGCCUUGGCUUCUGUGCCUUGAUCCACCGACACCGGCCUGAACUGAUUGACUACGGGAAGCUGCGGAAGGACGAUCCACUCACAAAUCUGAACACGGCUUUUGACGUGGCAGAGAAAUACCUGGACAUCCCCAAGAUGCUGGAUGCCGAAGACAUCGUUGGAACUGCCCGACCGGAUGAGAAAGCCAUCAUGACUUACGUGUCUAGCUUCUACCACGCCUUCUCUGGAGCCCAGAAGGCGGAGACAGCAGCCAAUCGCAUCUGCAAGGUGUUGGCCGUCAACCAGGAGAACGAGCAGCUUAUGGAAGACUACGAGAAGCUGGCCAGUGAUCUGUUAGAGUGGAUCCGCCGCACCAUCCCAUGGCUAGAGAACCGGGUGCCCGAGAACACCAUGCACGCCAUGCAGCAGAAGCUGGAGGACUUCCGGGACUACCGGCGCCUGCACAAGCCUCCCAAGGUGCAAGAGAAGUGCCAGCUGGAGAUCAACUUCAACACACUGCAGACCAAGCUGCGGCUGAGCAACCGGCCCGCCUUCAUGCCCUCCGAGGGCAGGAUGGUCUCGGAUAUCAACAAUGCCUGGGGCUGCCUGGAGCAGGUGGAGAAGGGCUACGAGGAGUGGCUGCUGAACGAGAUCCGGAGGCUGGAGCGGCUGGACCACCUGGCAGAGAAGUUCCGGCAGAAGGCCUCCAUCCACGAGGCCUGGACGGACGGCAAAGAGGCCAUGCUGCGACAGAAGGACUAUGAGACGGCCACGCUCUCGGAGAUCAAGGCCCUGCUCAAGAAGCAUGAGGCCUUUGAGAGUGACCUGGCUGCCCACCAGGACCGCGUGGAGCAGAUCGCUGCCAUCGCACAGGAGCUCAAUGAGCUGGACUAUUAUGACUCACCCAGUGUCAACGCCCGUUGCCAAAAGAUCUGUGACCAGUGGGACAAUCUGGGGGCCCUAACUCAGAAGCGAAGGGAAGCUCUGGAGCGGACUGAGAAGCUGCUGGAGACCAUUGACCAGCUGUACUUGGAGUAUGCCAAGCGGGCCGCACCCUUCAACAACUGGAUGGAGGGGGCCAUGGAGGACCUGCAGGACACCUUCAUUGUGCAUACCAUCGAGGAGAUCCAGGGACUGACCACAGCCCAUGAGCAAUUCAAGGCUACCCUCCCCGAUGCCGACAAGGAACGCCUGGCCAUCCUGGGCAUCCACAACGAGGUGUCCAAGAUUGUCCAGACCUACCAUGUCAAUAUGGCGGGCACCAAUCCCUACACAACCAUCACGCCUCAGGAGAUCAAUGGCAAAUGGGACCACGUGCGGCAGCUGGUGCCUCGGAGGGACCAGGCUCUGACAGAGGAGCACGCCCGCCAGCAGCACAAUGAGAGGCUACGCAAGCAGUUUGGGGCCCAGGCCAAUGUCAUCGGGCCCUGGAUCCAGACCAAGAUGGAGGAGAUCGGGAGGAUCUCCAUUGAGAUGCACGGGACCCUGGAGGACCAGCUCAGCCACCUGCGGCAGUAUGAGAAGAGCAUUGUCAACUACAAGCCAAAGAUUGACCAGCUGGAGGGCGACCACCAGCUCAUCCAGGAGGCGCUCAUCUUCGACAACAAGCACACCAACUACACCAUGGAGCACAUCCGUGUGGGCUGGGAGCAGCUGCUCACCACCAUCGCCAGGACCAUCAACGAGGUGGAGAAUCAGAUCCUGACCCGGGAUGCCAAGGGCAUCAGCCAGGAGCAGAUGAAUGAGUUCCGGGCCUCCUUCAACCACUUUGACCGGGAUCACUCCGGCACACUGGGUCCCGAGGAGUUCAAAGCCUGCCUCAUCAGCUUGGGUUAUGAUAUUGGCAACGACCCCCAGAAGAAGACAGGCAUGAUGGACACGGAUGAUUUCCGCGCCUGCCUGAUCUCCAUGGGUUACAACAUGGGAGAAGCAGAAUUUGCCCGCAUCAUGAGCAUUGUGGAUCCCAACCGCCUGGGGGUAGUGACGUUCCAGGCCUUCAUCGACUUCAUGUCCCGUGAGACAGCCGAUACAGAUACAGCAGACCAAGUCAUGGCUUCCUUCAAGAUCCUGGCUGGGGACAAGAACUACAUUACCAUGGAGGAGCUGCGCCGCGAGCUACCACCCGACCAGGCCGAGUACUGCAUCGCGCGGAUGGCCCCCUACACCGGCCCCGACUCUGUGCCGGGUGCCCUGGACUACAUGUCCUUCUCCACGGCACUGUAUGGCGAGAGUGACCUCUAAUCCGCCCCGCCCGGCCGCCCUCGUCCCGUGCGCCAUGCCCUACCUUGCACCUCCGCCGUCGCCCGUCUCCUGCCGGUGUUCGGUUUCAGCUCUCAGCCUCCACCGUGGCGAGCUGGGGCCCACGUGGCAUCGAGCCUCCCUGCCCGCGAAGUGACAGUUUACAAAAUUAUUUUCUGCAAAAAAAGAAAAAAAAAAAAGUUACGUUAAAAACCAAAAAACUACAUAUUUUAUUAUAGAAAAAGUAUUUUUUUCUCCACCAGACAAGAAAAAAAGAGGAAAGAUUAACUAUUUGCACCGAAAUGUCUUGUUUUGUUGUGGCAUAGGAAAAUAACCAAGCACAAAGUUAUAUUCCAUCCUUUUUACUGAGUUUUUUUCUUCUCUAUCUGUUCCAUCUGCUGUAUUCAUUUCUCCAAUCUCAUGUCCACUUUGGUGUGGGAGUCGGGGUAGGGGGUUCUCUUGUCAAAAGGCACAUUGGUGCAUGUGUGUUUGCUAGCUCACUUGUCCAUGAAAAUAUUUUAUGAUAUUAAAGAAAAUCUUUUGAAAUGGCUGUUUUUUAAGGAAGAGAAUUUAUGUGGCUUCUCAUUUUUAAAUCCUCUGAGGUUUGACUAGUCUCUUUAUCAGCACACACUUAAAAAAAUUUUAAUAUUGUCUGUUCAAAAUAGGACAAACUUGGGAGAGUAUGGACAACUUUGAUAUUGCUUGACACAGACGGUAUUAAAACCACUCUCC